AUGGUCAAGACUGAAGAUGCAGCCAAGGCCUUCAACACUGAGCGCGAGCCAUGCAAGUGCACCUACUGUGGGAAGGUGGGACACACCGUCGAUCGCUGUUGGUCCAAGCAGAAGAAUGAAAGUCGAGGAGCCCGACGCGGCGGCAAUGGUCGUGGACGCGGGGCACACAAUGUCCAGUGGGGACAAUAUCGUGAUGAAGGCAGCGACUACGAUCAAGUAGCGUUUGCAGUUUCGCUAGAGUGUGGAUUCUCAGUGAAGAAGGACGUGUCCGGAAUGUGGGCCGUCGACAGUGGUGCAACACACCACAUAUGCCACGACAAGACCAAGUUUGCAAGACUGAACAAGCGCAACGACGGUGAAAUCUUGGUGGCGGAUGGAAACACAGUGGCCAUCAAGGGUGUUGGAACCAUCUUUGAAAAGGUGGUUCUGCCCAACGGUGAAGAGCGCGAGAUCGAGAUCAAGAACGUGCUUUACAUACCAAGCAUGAGCAAGAAUCUACUUUCGGUACCGCAGAUCAACAAGCACGGCAAGUUUCAAGUCGUGUUCGACGGGACCAAGAUGUUUGUCGCUCGCAAAGGAUCGCAACAAGUGGUGGAAACAGAAGAUCUUGUGGAUGGUCUUUACUGGCUUCACACAGCUCAUCGAUCGGCCAAUGCGACAACAAACGGAUGCAACGGUGUCGACUUACAUGCGCGGAUGGGACACGCUCCAGCUGAUGUGCUUCGCAAAAUGGUGGCCACGAACAUGAUCAAGGAUGUGAAGGUACCUCUCAUGUCAAAUGGAUCAAGCGCAUGCCGAGGAUGUCAACAAGGGAAAAUGGUCCAAAAAUCAUUCCCAUGCAACAAGGACAAGCGAAGAUACGACACCUUCGAGCUACUUCACGUCGACAUUUGCGGACCCAUGGAGAUGAAUUCUCUGGGUGGCAGCAAGUAUCUACGGCUGAUCGUUGACGAAGCCAGUGAAUGCAUGAAGGGCUUCUGUCUACGCGUGAAGUCGGAGAGUGAAAACUACAUCACACGAUACAUCAAGAUGGUGCAAGCGCAGUAUGGCUAG
Peronospora matthiolae is the source of this 1053-nucleotide messenger RNA. Lineage: Eukaryota; Oomycota; Peronosporomycetes; Peronosporales; Peronosporaceae. The record is from the annotation of a GenBank genome assembly.